Messenger RNA from Paramecium octaurelia, 1152 nucleotides. The record is from the annotation of a GenBank genome assembly. Lineage: Eukaryota; Ciliophora; Oligohymenophorea; Peniculida; Parameciidae.
AUGAAAUCCAUAAUUCUGAUUGCCCUUAUUGCUGUAGCCUUUACAGCUAGAGUUUAAGAAAGAAACAUGGCUAAAAUCCAAGCUGAAUUAGCAAAGAGUACAUAUGGAAGUGCACUACUUCAUUUGGUUGAGUUGCACUCAAUGGCAGGAGGUCCAGUUUAAGAAUUGAUCGAUGCUAUCGAAGAACUCAUCAAUGACUUAGAGGAGGAAUUAGAGACACUCGAAUUCAAUUUCCAAGUGAGAACAAACGAACACAAUGCUUUAGUUGUCAGUCUUGAACAAGACAUUCAAGAUGCUGUUAUAGGUAUUAAGCAAAAUUAAAUUCUUAGACGUCAACAACACACAAGACACUCUUGACAACUUACUUUAUCCAAGAAGAAAUCAAAUCUAAAGCAAAAUUGAUACCGUUAUUGGAUAUUAAGAAGAGAAUAGAAAGCUCUAUGAUGAAGCUAUACUCGUUAGAGAAUAAGAGCAUGAAGCAUUCGAAGCUUAAGUUGCUGAAUUAAAUGAUGCUACUGCUUCAGUUGAUGAUGCCCUAGCCCUUUUAGCUUCUUUGACCAAUCCAUCAUUAUUGUAAAUUAAGAGAUUCUAAAAUACAUUGAAAAACAUUGAAAAUAAAUUGAGAUCAAGAUCCAGAAUGGCUCCAAUGAUCAAGGCACUCAUUAGUUUAGCAUCAAAUUAAAACUUUUCAAAUCAAGAUGUUUUGAAAUCUAUUGUUGAUGCUCUCAAUGAUUUUAGAAAUGCAGUUGUUGAUUAAAUCAAUGAUUUAACAGCCCAAGAAGCUUAAGAUGUUAUUGAUCAUGAAGCUUAUCUUGAAUAAUUGGAUGAUGAAUUCUCUGAAUUCGGAAGAUAAAUUGACAGAGCAACAGUUGAUUUGACUGCUACCAAUGGUAUAUAUGACAUCUAAUUCAAUAGAAAAAAUCGAUUCCAUGGUUGAAUUUAGAGACUAAAGAGCUGCCGAUUAAAAAUAAUACACUGCCGAAUUAGAAUUGGAAAAUAACACUUAUGCUGAAGAGACUGACAUCUACACCAACACCAAAAAUGAAUUCACAAGAGAAUUGGGAGUCAGUGAAUAAGCUUUAGCUCUUGUUUAAAGCGUAGAUUUCUCAAACAUUCAGGUUUGAUAUUAAUAAACAAAUAAAUAAAUAUUUC